ACUCACUAAUCAAGGCGCCAUUGAAAGUGUCAUCUAGUUUAUCCAAGUCAGCCUGACGAUGUCGGCUAACGGGAGGAUUCGCAAGCGAAAGCAUAAAAACCAUACAAGUGGCGUCACAUCGACUCUGACGGCAACAUCAACAUCAACAACAGCAACAACAACAGCAGCAGCAACAACAACAACAGCAUCAGCAACUAUAACAUCUAGCAGCAAACCCUGGGCCAUAAACGAUGAGGACGGCUCUCUCGAUGGGGAUUACAAUAAUUUCACGCAUAAUUUCGUCGAUUUGCAGAAUCUUCUGAAUUUCAACGACAGCAACAAUGUUGCCAGCAACGUCUACAGCAGCAACAGCAACAGCAAUAGCACCAACACUAACUCUAGCUCCUCAAGCACAUCGAGUGCCAUUAAAUUGAGUAACGGUGCCAUUAUGGAAACACUUUUGGGCACCGUCUUGACCACAGCCACGGCUACAGUAUCCCCUGCUGCCACAACAACAGCAGCAGCAGCUUUGGCAUCGGCGGCAGCAUCCACUUCCGUUGGGAAUCCAUUGCCUGGCUUGGCCAUUGCCGAUGCCACCUCGUCCACCUACUAUGCCAACUUGCUGAGCAUAUCGCCGGCAACCACCAGCAUAAUUACUGCAGCAGCAGCAGCCACCAAAUCCUACAAUGACAGUUCCCUGCACUGGGAGCAAAUCGAUGGCAAUGUGGAUUUCGGUUUCGACUCCAUAUAUCGUCAUUCAUUGACCAUGUCCAUUGUCUAUUGUGUGGCAUAUAUUGUGGUAUUCCUGGUGGGACUCAUUGGCAAUAGCUUUGUGAUUGCUGUUGUAUUGCGGGCUCCACGUAUGCGCACCGUUACCAACUAUUUCAUUGUGAAUCUGGCCAUUGCGGACAUCCUGGUGAUUGUAUUUUGCCUGCCAGCCACUCUAAUUGGCAACAUCUUUGUGCCCUGGAUGCUUGGAUGGCUGAUGUGCAAGUUUGUGCCCUAUAUACAGGGUGUUUCGGUGGCGGCAUCGGUUUACAGUUUAAUUGCCGUAUCCUUGGACAGGUUCAUUGCCAUCUGGUGGCCGUUGAAGCAGAUGACAAAGCGACGUGCACGCAUCAUGAUAAUCGGUAUAUGGGUAAUCGCUCUAGUAACCACCAUCCCAUGGCUGCUGUUCUUUGAUUUGGUCCCCGCCGAGGAGGUCUUCUCAGGUGCCCUGGCCACGGCGUAUACACAACCGCAGUAUUUGUGCCAGGAAGUCUGGCCACCGGGCACUGAUGGCAAUUUAUAUUUUCUGUUGGCCAAUCUAGUGGCCUGCUAUCUACUGCCCAUGUCACUGAUAACGCUGUGCUAUGUCUUGAUCUGGAUUAAGGUGUCCACUCGCUCCAUACCGGGUGAAUCCAAGGAUGCCCAAAUGGAUCGCAUGCAGCAGAAGAGUAAAGUGAAAGUUAUCAAAAUGCUGGUGGCAGUGGUCAUUCUGUUUGUUCUCUCCUGGUUGCCUCUCUAUGUGAUUUUUGCCCGCAUCAAAUUUGGCUCGGAUAUUUCCCAAGAGGAGUUUGAAAUACUAAAGAAGGUCAUGCCAGUAGCCCAGUGGCUAGGAUCAUCGAACAGCUGCAUCAACCCGAUUCUGUAUUCGGUCAACAAGAAGUACAGGCGAGGAUUUGCUGCUAUUAUUAAAUCUCGCAGCUGUUGUGGACGCCUCAGAUACUAUGACAACGUGGCCAUAGCCUCAUCGACCACCAGUACACGCAAAUCCUCGCAUUACCAGCAGAACAGUUCACGCAAGAGUGCUAGCAGCAAGGGCAAUAAUGUCUCCUACAUCUAUGAGCACAACUCCCUGCGUCGUCACAAUAUGAUGCUGAAGCAGGACAGUAAUCUAUCACAACAAAUGCUGCUCAAGCAGGACUCUCAUGGCUCUCGCCAGUUCCUGAUUAAGCAGGAGAGUUCCUGCAGCGAUGCCUCAGGGAUACGGCGCCCCCUGUGCCAGCAGGACAGCAAUGGUUCCAAGAUAUCGCUCUCCAAACAGGAUUCAAUUGUCUCCUAUAUGGAAGGACGACGAGCAGCUGGACACGGUGCCACACAGAUGCAGGGUGACUGCCUGGCCGAUAGUGCUUCGAAUGAGAUGCGUCGCCCUGGCGUAAUACCAGGUUCGCUAUUGGACAAGCGACAAAAGUUUGUCAAACAAGAUUCGGUCAUCUCGUUUGUAGAUCAGCGACCCGAACCGCGUCGACAUCAGCUGGUCAAACAGGAUUCGGUUAUUUCAUUUGCCGAUCAACGGCGUGGACUUCUCCAUAAGCAGGAUUCUCUGAUGGCCAACAGAGCCAGCGAUGCGCCGACUCAUCAUGUUUCAAUACUCAAAAAGACCGAUUCGCAAUUGAGCUAUGGGUCCGCUUCACCUCGUCGUAAUGUGGAUCUCUAUGAAUAAAUUGAAGACGAUGAAUCACAAGUUAAGUAGAUAACUCAAUAGAUACCAGCGCUUAGAAUAAAUUGAUUUCAAAAUAUCCGACACAUAUCUGUUCACUAAACUUCCACUCCAUGACAUGUUUGGAUUAAUGCCAUUUAAAAAAAAAAAACGAAAAUUCAAAGAAUUAUCGAAAUAUAAUU
Molecule: messenger RNA, 2583 nt
Organism: Drosophila willistoni
Lineage: Eukaryota; Metazoa; Arthropoda; Insecta; Diptera; Drosophilidae
Gene: SIFaR
Product: neuropeptide SIFamide receptor
Exons: 5
Coding region: 59-2404 (781 amino acids)
Biological process (GO): G protein-coupled receptor signaling pathway
Cellular component (GO): membrane
Molecular function (GO): peptide binding; neuropeptide Y receptor activity
Source: RefSeq, a predicted model, not a curated record